AUGUUUUGCUCGCAAGGUGCGAGGGCCGGCUCUGUCUGGAUGUGGGUACGCAGACACCUGAUCCCUGUAGCUCCCCGUGAGUUCAAACACCCGAUCCCUGCAGCUCCCCGUGAGCUCAAACACCCGAUCCCUGUAGCUCCCCGUGAGUUCAAACCCCCGAUCCCUGUAGCUCCCCGUGAGUUCAAACCCCCGAUCCCUGUAGCUCCCCGUGAGUUCAAACACCCGAUCCCUGUAGCUCCCCGUGAGUUCAAACACCCGAUCCCUGUAGCUCCCCGUGAGUUCAAACCCCCGAUCCCUGCAGCUCCCCGUGAGUUCAAACCCCCGAUCCCUGUAGCUCCCCGUGAGUUCAAACACCCGAUCCCUGCAGCUCCCCGUGAGUUCAAACCCCCGAUCCCUGCAGCUCCUCGUGAGUUCAAACCCCCUAUCCCUGUAGCUCCUCGUGAGUUCAAACCCCCUAUCCCUGUAGCUCCCCGUGAGUUCAAACCCCCGAUCCCUGUAGCUCCCCGUGAGUUCAAACCCCCGAUCCCUGCAGCUCCUCGUGAGUUCAAACCCCCAAUCCCUGCAGCUCCUCAUGAGUUCAAACCCCCGAUCCCUGCAGCUCCUCAUGAGUUCAAACCCCCGAUCCCUGCAGCUCCUCAUGAGUUCAUACCCCCGAUCCCUGCAGCUCCUCAUGAGUUCAAACCCCCGAUCCCUGCAGCUUCUCAUGAGUUCAGAUUUUUUUGUUGCCCAUCCCUGUGGUAG
This is a messenger RNA of Oncorhynchus kisutch (coho salmon), 741 nucleotides long. Its product is annotated as early nodulin-75-like. The record is from RefSeq and is a predicted model, not a curated record. Gene Ontology annotation, cellular component: nucleus. Gene Ontology annotation, biological process: positive regulation of fat cell differentiation. Lineage: Eukaryota; Metazoa; Chordata; Actinopteri; Salmoniformes; Salmonidae. Bases 1 to 741 code for a protein of 246 amino acids. The transcript has a single exon.